Molecule: messenger RNA, 1689 nt
Organism: Neoarthrinium moseri
Lineage: Eukaryota; Fungi; Ascomycota; Sordariomycetes; Amphisphaeriales; Apiosporaceae
Exons: 2
Coding region: 1-1689 (562 amino acids)
Molecular function (GO): iron ion binding; monooxygenase activity; oxidoreductase activity, acting on paired donors, with incorporation or reduction of molecular oxygen
Source: RefSeq, a predicted model, not a curated record
AUGUCUAUGCCACCGUGGAAAGCUAUCUCACUCACGUCUCUCGUCUCAUCAUACCUGCUGGUCUCCCGCCAAGCAGAAUGGUCGACUGCACAGCUCGUCCGCGCCUUUGCCGGGCUCUGGCUCCUCCAGGCGCUCGCAUUUGGUGCAUGGGCGGUCGUGAUCUACCCAAAGCUCUUCUCACCGCUGCGCGGCCUUCCCCAGCCCAAGGGUAAUUCGUUCUUCAUGGGUCAACUCGCGAGAAUUAGAGACGAACCGACUGGAUACCCUCAGCGAGAAUGGGCUCGUACCGUGCCUAAUGACGGCGUCAUCCGCUACCUUGGGGCUUUCAACCAAGAGCGCUUGUUCGUCACGUCCCCCAAGGGGCUGUCUGAAGUCCUGGUCACCAAGAACUAUGACUUUGAGAAGCCUUCGGAUGUCAGAGUCUUUCUCGGCCAGAUCCUGGGAGUUGGCGUCUUGAUAGCUGAGGGCGAUGAGCAUAAGCUGCAGCGCCGGAACCUCCUACCCGCCUUCGCUUUCAGGCAUAUCAAAGACCUAUACCCAGUGUUCUGGCAGGUCAGCCGCGAUGCAGUGCAGGCGAUGACUGAGUCGAUCAAAGCCGAUGCCGCUCAGAGAACCGAGUCAGAAGACGCUGAGAAGGCACUUUCGGGCCGUAAGGACACGUCGGUCAUCGAAGUUGGCUCUUGGGCAUCCCGAGCGACUCUGGAUAUCAUCGGCAUUGCUGGUCUUGGCCGAAACUUUGACUCCAUCAGGUCCCCGAGAAACGAGCUCGCUGAUGCUUAUCGGGCCGUUUUUACACCUUCGCGGCAAGCCCAGCUACUUGGUGUUCUAGGUAUGGUGUUGCCCCCCUGGCUGGUUCGUGCCUUGCCAGUCAAGCGUAAUAACGAUAUCGCCGCCUCGUCGAGGACCAUCAAAUCAGUCUGUUACGACCUCGUCCGCGAGAAAAAGGAGAAGCUGGCGCGCAAGGAGCUCUCAGAUGUUGAUAUUCUCUCCGUGGCUAUCGAAUCCGGUGGCUUCACCGAUGAAGGCCUGGUGAACCAGAUGAUGACGUUCCUAGCAGCGGGUCAUGAAACCACAGCUUCGGCCAUGACAUGGGCCAUUUACAUGUUGGCCAGGUAUCCGGACGUGCAGAAGCGCUUGCGAGAAGAAAUCCGGGCGAACCUGCCAUCCAUGGACUCGACUGAAGACGUGUCGAGUCUUCAGAUCGACCAUUUAAGCUACCUGAAUGCGGUCUGCAAUGAAGUCCUACGGUACUAUUCCCCAGUCCCUUUGACGGUCCGUGUGGCUGCAGUGGACACGACGAUCAUGGGGCAUCACGUACCCAAGGGAACGCGCAUCAUCCUUGUGGCGGCGGCCACCAAUGUCGACCAGGAGUACUGGGGCCCUGACGCAGCUGAGUUCAACCCAGAUAGAUGGCUUCCUAAGCACGAGGCGGACAAGGCGGCAGCCAGCGGCGGAGCGUCGAGUAACUACGCCUUUAUGACUUUCAUCCAUGGGCCGAGGAGCUGUAUAGGGCAGAGUUUCGCGAAGGCCGAGUUCGCCUGUCUGCUAGCGGCGUGGAUAGGACGCUUCAACUUUGAGCUGCAUAAUAAGGAAGAGCUUGAUGAGAAGAACAUGGUCAUCAAAGGAGGUGUGACAGCGAGGCCGGCUAAGGGCCUGCAUGUGUAUGCUACUGUUGUCGAUGGGUGGUAG